GCAUUUGAUCUCUCUCUCUCUCUCUCUCUCUACUCGAGUAAUUCAAUGUCUAACGAUCCCUCCACCACCACCUCAUCCAUUGCUGGAGACACCACCACGGCAACCACAGACGAUACCAUCAGCACCGCCACCACCAUCCCCGAAGACGCCACCAGUUCGACCGCCCUAACCUCCACCACCAAAGCCUCAACCUCAUUAGACUCCUCCUCAUCCUCAACCUCCUCCAAGCCCCAAGCAGCAGCAAUCCUAUCCCUCUCCGCCAUCCUCCCCUCCCUCUCCUCCACCUCCCACACCACCGCCCGUUCCCUCCUCCACGACCCCCACACAUCCUCCCAAAUCUCCUCCCUCCUCAAACAACCCGACUCCGGCGCCGGCGACAACAACCUCUGCCGCUGGCUCUACGACACCUUCCAGUCCUCCGAUCCCGACCUCCAGCUCCUCGUCCUGCGCUUCCUCCCCCUCGUCGCCGGCCUCUACCUCUCCCGCGUCCCCCUCCGCAUCCCCCUCGCCGGCUUCGAGGCCGUCCUCCUGGCCCUCUACGCCCACGAGACCGCCUCCCGCGACGGUCAUUCCAUCACCGUCAACGUUCCCGACGUGUCCCACCCCAGCCUCUACCACGAAACCAAGGCCGCCGCCGUCAAGAGCAACGCCACCGGGCUCAACUUGACCGUUAUAUCACCCAGCUUGGAGCCUCACGGCACCGUCAGAUCCACACGGAGGGCUAGGAUCGUCGGGGUGGCGCUGGAGCUGUACUACACCAAAAUAUACGAAAUGCCAGUCGAGUCCAAGAUCGAUUUCUGCGAGUUUUGUAAGGUUUGGGCUGGUCAGGACGGAGAAAUGUACAAACAGGACUUGGAAAAGAGUAGUGGAAACAAAAUAAACGAGGGAAAGGAGGAGGGUAGUUUGGGGAAUAAUGAUAAGGAAGGGAUGGGGAGGGUUCCCUUGCCAUGCGAAUUGCUGCAACCAGUUUUGAGGAUUUUAGGGCACUGCCUCUUGUGCCCUAAUCAGAACAAGAAGCUCACAGAUAAGGCGAGUGAAGCGUGUAGGAGUCUGUAUGCGAGGUCUAUGCAUGACAUCAAUCCCAAGGCAAUUUUGGCUACUGGGAGUUUGCUUAGGCUAGCUAACAUGGCUUUCGACUCCACCAAGCAAGACCUUUUUGAUCCAACUGACGUUCCCAAGUCUAGAGUCAUCUCUAUGUAGGUAGCUACCUAGCUAGCUUCUAUGUAAUCGUUGUACAUCAGCAAUUUCAUUUUUUUUUUUGUAAGAGUGUUCAAAUUUGUUCGUAUCAAAA
Rosa chinensis is the source of this 1291-nucleotide messenger RNA. RefSeq lists its product as uncharacterized. Gene Ontology annotation, cellular component: plasma membrane. Bases 46 to 1200 code for a protein of 384 amino acids. NCBI's taxonomy places the organism in Eukaryota, Viridiplantae, Streptophyta, Magnoliopsida, Rosales, Rosaceae. The transcript has a single exon. Gene Ontology annotation, biological process: protein localization to plasma membrane; phosphatidylinositol phosphate biosynthetic process. The record is from RefSeq and is a predicted model, not a curated record.